Selaginella moellendorffii is the source of this 789-nucleotide messenger RNA. Its product is annotated as O-glucosyltransferase rumi homolog. Lineage: Eukaryota; Viridiplantae; Streptophyta; Lycopodiopsida; Selaginellales; Selaginellaceae. The coding region runs from base 14 to 730 and encodes 238 amino acids. The record is from RefSeq and is a predicted model, not a curated record. The transcript is spliced from 2 exons.
CAAGGAAUUCCAAAUGCCCUACCAGAGAGUAACCAUGAAAACAAGAGGAGCAAAGAAAUUCACAGGUAGGCACCUGAUCAGUGCCGUGAUUCCACUCUCUCUGCUGCUCUGCCUCGUUCCUACCUUGUAUCUCAUUUCAAGCUACAGCUCCGUGAUCUUCUACACCAGGACUCUCGCCGGCGACAAUCUCCUCCCGACUCCAUGGCACCAUUUCCCCCCCGCCCGGAAGAGCCAAAUCUCCUGGAGCCGAGCGCACAAGAUCUUCGAAUGCUCCUACCUCUCGUGCGCGGCGCCGCCAUGGACCGCGAUCGCCAAUCCCGCCGCGGCAAACUCCUCGUCGCAGCAGUCGUGCCCGGACUUCUUCCAGUGGAUCCACCACGACCUGGCGCCGUGGAGGGCGAGCGGCGGGAUCUCCAGGGCGGCGCUGGAGGAGGCCCGCGAGUUCGCCGCCUUCCGCGUGGCGAUCAUCGGCGGCCAGCUCUACGCCGAGCUCUACUACCAAUGCGUCCAGAGCCGCGCGAUGUUCACGCUCUGGGGUCUGCUGCUGCUGCUCGAGCGAUUCCCCGCCGGCGCCGUCCCCGACGUGGAGUUCAUGUUUAACUGCAUGGAUCGCCCACACUUCCGCCGCAGCCGCUACAAAUCCCGCGCGCCGCCGCCACUCCUCGCCUACUGUGGCUCGCGCGACACCGUCGACAUCGCAUUCCCAGAUUGGUCCUUUUGGGGGUGGUAAGUUUCUCUCUCGAAGAUUUCUUCCAUCGAUCUGUCGAGCUCUCGAGCUUUAUCUCUCGC